Acanthoscelides obtectus is the source of this 1094-nucleotide messenger RNA. Lineage: Eukaryota; Metazoa; Arthropoda; Insecta; Coleoptera; Chrysomelidae. The record is from the annotation of a GenBank genome assembly.
UCGGCCAAAUUUUAGCUUUGCGACGUUUUCAGUCAUGGAAGAAGCACUUCUUUGGUCGUCCUAUGGUAUUUGUAUUGCGAUAAAAGGCAGAAAUAAACGAAAAAAUCGAAGAUUAAGAUGGUCGAGGGAAUGGUUAUUAAAAAGACAGGAAUUUUCUCAUGUCAGGAUAUUACGUGAACUUGAACCAGAUGAUUGGCGUAAUUACCUGAGGAUGGACACUGAAACAUACAACCAUUUGUUAAAAUCUGUUACUCCUUACAUUGAAAGGCAAAAUACCUGUAUGAGAAAAGCCAUUUCAGCUCAUGAGAGACUUAGUGCCACGUUAAGAUUUCUUGCCACAGGAAGAAGCUACAAAGACUUGGAAUUCACCACCAUCAUGUCCAAGCAAUCACUGAGUGAAGUUAUACCGGAAACGUGUGACGUUAUUUACAGGGUUUUAAAAAAAGACUUCCUAAAGUUUCCAAAAAGCGAACAGGAGUGGUUACAAAUAGCAGCCGACUUUGAAAAAAAAAAUGGCAAUUUCGGCAUUGUUUGGGUAGUAUUGAUGGCAAGCAUAUCAGAAUUGUUCCUCCCAAGGGAAGCGGAUCAUAUUACUUUAGCUACAAAAAGACGCAUAGCAUAGUUCUUAUGGCAAUUGCUAAUGCGAACUGUGAGUUUAUCUACUGCGAUGUUGGCACAAAUGGUAGAAUCUCUGAUGGUGGAGUAAUUGCUAAUACCACAUUUUAUGAAAAACUAGCCUAUAAUAAUCUAAAACUUCCUAAUCCGGAAUCUAUGCCCAAUUCUAACGAAAUUCUUGGAUAUACGUUUAUUGCAGAUGAGGCCUUUGCAAUGCGUUCCGAUCUUAUCAAGCCAUAUAGUAGGGAAACACUCAAUAGAGAAUGAAGAAUUUUUAACUACCGGUUAUCAGAGCCCGACGGACUAUUGAAAAUACUUUUGGCAUUUUAUCGUCCCGAUUUCGAGUUUUCUACACUGCUAUAAAUUUAAAGAAAGAGAACAUUGACAAGGUUGUUCUAACAUGUUGUGCAUUACAUAAUUUCCUUCGCAGGAAGUCUCCAGAAAAUUACACACCCCCAGAAAGUAUGGAUAGAGAAAAU